AUGUGGGAGGCACGCUCAGCCUCCUUUUGGAGAGCUGUCUUCGCCGAGUUCUUUGGCACUCUGUUCUAUGUCCUCUUUGGCCUGGGAGCCUCGCUACGUUGGGUCAUUGGCCCCAUUAAUGUUCUGCUGGUGGCCCUGGCCUUCGGCCUAGUAGCAGCCACCAUGGUGCAGUCUCUGGGCCACGUGAGUGGUGCCCACCUCAAUCCAGCAGUCACCGUGGCCUUCCUGCUGGGCUCUCAGCUCUCCAUCUUCCGUGCUGUCUUCUACGUGGUUGCCCAGGUGCUGGGCGGAGUGGCUGGUGCAGCGGUACUUUACGGAAUCACCCCAGUAGCACUGCGGGGUAACCUGGCACUCAACACGAUGCAUCCCAGUCUAAAUGUAGGCCAAGCUACCGUUGUGGAGAUCUUCCUGACCUUACAGUUUGUCCUCUGCAUCUUUGCCACCUACGACGAGAGACGUAAUGGGUACAUAAGAAACAUGGCACUGGCCGUUGGAAUCUCCCUCACUCUUGGACACCUGUUUGGGAUAUACUACACAGGAGCAGGAAUGAAUCCCGCUCGAUCCUUCGCCCCUGCUAUCAUCACCCGCAACUUCACCAACCACUGGGUGUACUGGGUUGGACCUAUCCUCGGUGGUGUGAUAGGCGGCUGCUUGUAUGACUUCAUCCUCCUCCCGAGGAGGCGUGGGGUCUCCGAGCGCCUCUCUAUCUUGAAAGGUGAGCAGCAAGCUGAACUCAGUGCGCCCCCGGAGCCUCCAGAGGAACCUGUCGAGCUGACGACGGAAGCACUAUAAACAGAGGCCAUAGGGUGGCAGAACCAUAGCAUACCCAUUCAUCCCUUCUCUGGGGAGAGAGGGGACAGAAACAACUGGCCCAGUAUAGAGACUGUUACUGCUCCUGGCCAGUAGGGAGUGGUGUCUUAGGAGGCACAGAUCUGAAGGGACAUUUUGUUAUCCAGCCUUUCACUCAAAACAGACAGA
Molecule: messenger RNA, 978 nt
Organism: Pogona vitticeps (central bearded dragon)
Lineage: Eukaryota; Metazoa; Chordata; Lepidosauria; Squamata; Agamidae
Gene: MIP
Product: major intrinsic protein of lens fiber
Biological process (GO): water transport; transmembrane transport
Cellular component (GO): plasma membrane; apical plasma membrane
Molecular function (GO): water channel activity
Source: RefSeq, a predicted model, not a curated record